AUGGAAGGCAUCUGGCCCACCCUCUUAUCUGUUGUUGAGGAUGAUGACGCCACCGUUCACGUCCGACGCCAUCUCACCGCUGCUCUUGGAAUGCCAAUAGCUACUGUGGGCAGUGGGGAUGCGGAUGCCCAGGGUAGCGUCACCUUCUUCUUUCACGAAAACCGCGACAAGAACGGCAACCCGAGUAACAAGGUCUUUGGUGUCAGUAACCAUCAUGUCCUCCGUACGACUGAUGAGAAGUAUGAAUUGAAAGGCGCCGGCGCGCCUCGUCAAGGGGUCCUUGACGAGAUCAAGCAUACCGUUACCCUUCAUAUCUUGUCUUCAGAGAGGAUCGCCAGGAAGAUUACUUGGCUGGAAGAAAGUAGCAACCAGGGGCGAGCGGAAGGCGAAUCUAGAAAACUUCUUACCUCUCAAAAGGAGUUGGAAGAACAGAAAUGCAUCAUUUCCGAGCUCCACAAGUUUUACAAUACAGUCAUGGCGCAGUGGAGCGAUGUUGAGCUCCGUAACAUUGGUCAUAUCCAUUAUUGUCCGCCAAUCUCCAUCAAUACUGUCAAGGGCGAGGAGUAUACCGAGGAUUGGGGGGGUAACGUGGUGGAUCUCGGGACUGAGAUCUCAGACGGCAAACUAUCGGAUAUGCUAUACUCUUUGCAGAAGGGCAACUGGAAUUUCAAGUAUCCCCAUGACCGACAGAUGAGAAUCAGAGGUGUAGUCACCAAAGAGCUCCUGGAUAGAGCAGACAUGAUUGACAACAAAGGGCGGCCCUGUCUCAUCGUCCUCAAAGAUGGCUGCGCUACCGACCUCACCGUUGGACGCUAUGCUGGACUAGAGUCAUUUGUUUGCGGAGAAAAUGGCGUUGUGUCCACCGAGCUCGCUAUCUACGCUUAUGAAAGCACCUCAGGCCGCUUCUCAGCUCAUGGAGAUUCCGGUUCCCUCAUUUUCGACGGUAAUGGCCGCAUGGUUGGUCAACUCCACUCUGGAGAAUCAAGAGCCGGAUUAAAAGGUGUCUAUGUCACCUAUGCUACACCUGCCUGGUGGCUCGUUUCUCGCAUCAAGGAGAGGUAUCCGCACGCUGACUUCAACCGCACUGUCUGGUAA
Serendipita indica DSM 11827 is the source of this 1095-nucleotide messenger RNA. NCBI's taxonomy places the organism in Eukaryota, Fungi, Basidiomycota, Agaricomycetes, Sebacinales, Serendipitaceae. The record is from the annotation of a GenBank genome assembly.